ACAUUAGACACAAAACAUUUUGAUUUCUGCCACAGUUUUUUUUCCAGGGAAAGAUUUUAUCCUGCACUUGUCGAGACAAAAUGAGUGACUGUGAAAACACGGAUGAAAAACAUGGACGGAAUAUGAGAGGACAAGGUGAUUUUGAUGAGGAGGGUGGUCCUGGUGGUCGAGGCGGUCAUCGUGGCGGUCAUCGUGGUGGUCCUGGCGGUCCUGGCGGUCAUGGCGGUCAUGGCGGUCAUGGCGACUUUGGUGGCCGUGGUGGCCGUGGCGGCCGUGGCGGUCCUGGCGGCCGUGGUGGCCGUGGUGGUCAUGCUGGUCAUGGCGGUCAUUGUGGUGACGAUGAAUGAUGAAAAAUCCUUUAAUCUCCUUUCUGACAUAAUGACUGUAAAGAAUACAGUACAUCUCCAAUAAACUAAUACAGAAAAA
Messenger RNA from Plectropomus leopardus (leopard coralgrouper), 426 nucleotides. RefSeq lists its product as uncharacterized. The record is from RefSeq and is a predicted model, not a curated record. NCBI's taxonomy places the organism in Eukaryota, Metazoa, Chordata, Actinopteri, Perciformes, Serranidae.